Molecule: messenger RNA, 426 nt
Organism: Lichtheimia ornata
Lineage: Eukaryota; Fungi; Mucoromycota; Mucoromycetes; Mucorales; Lichtheimiaceae
Exons: 2
Coding region: 1-426 (141 amino acids)
Source: RefSeq, a predicted model, not a curated record
AUGAAUCAAUCCAUUCUUGGGUGCAAUUCGCAUGAGCACAAUUUGGCGGCAAUUGGUCUUACCAAGGAAUAUCAUACAAAGCUAUCAAACGAAUGCAAUGAGAGGCACAACUUUGGAAGAGGCAUUAUCAUUGGAGGAGCUCUAUGCUGGAAACAAUCAACACAAGCAUCGAGCAAUUAUCGCAGCUAUCAAGCUACACCUGACAUCGGUCACCACCAUGCCAAGAACGCAAUCCUAUCAUACAACAAAAUCAAAAGCAAAAUGCAAUAUCACAAAAAAAGCACGUCAGCAAAAGCAUAUCAAAAAAAGGCAGCAGCCAUAUCAUACGAACAGCAACGGUCCUCGAUCUUCCUGCGACAAAGCAAGUUGAAUCAUACAGAGAAAGGCUCUCUCAAUGGAGCAGACCACAAUAUCAUUGUCAUGUAA